CCCGCCUCCUGAAGCGGCUGGAAAAUUUUGUGAUCCACAGAUUUCGAAGAGAAAUUGGCGCAAGGGUUCAUCCGCUAAUUGCCAAGUUUUCGAGGUAGUGGAAAACAAGUCGGGACAUGGACAGCCGCUUGCAGGAGAUCCGGGAGCGGCAGAAGUUACGUCGACAGCUUCUCGCGCAGCAGUUGGGAGCUGAAAGUGCUGACAGCAUUGGUGCUGUGUUAAAUAGCAAAGAUGAGCAGAGAGAAAUUGCUGAAACAAGAGAAACUUGCAGGGCUUCCUAUGAUACCUCUGCUCCAAAUGCAAAACGUAAGUAUCAGGAUGAAGGAGAGACAGAUGAAGACAAGAUGGAAGAAUAUAAGGAUGAAUUAGAAAUGCAACAGGAGGAAGAGAAUUUGCCAUAUGAAGAAGAGAUUUAUAAAGAUUCUAGUACUUUUCUUAAGGGAACACAGAGUUUAAAUCCCCAUAAUGAUUACUGCCAACAUUUUGUAGACACUGGACAUAGACCCCAGAAUUUCAUCAGGGAUGUAGGUUUGGCCGACAGAUUUGAAGAAUACCCUAAACUGCGGGAGCUCAUCAGACUGAAGGAUGAGUUAAUAGCUAAAUCUAACACUCCUCCUAUGUACUUACAAGCAGAUAUAGAAGCCUUUGACAUCAGAGAACUGACACCCAAAUUUGAUGUGAUUCUUCUUGAACCACCUUUAGAAGAAUAUUACAGAGAGACCGGCAUCACUGCUAAUGAAAAAUGCUGGACUUGGGAUGAUAUUAUGAAGUUAGAAAUUGAUGAGAUUGCAGCACCUCGAUCAUUUAUUUUUCUCUGGUGUGGUUCUGGGGAAGGAUUGGACCUUGGAAGAGUGUGUUUACGCAAGUGGGGUUACAGAAGAUGUGAAGAUAUUUGUUGGAUUAAAACCAAUAAAAACAAUCCUGGGAAGACUAAGACUUUAGAUCCAAAGGCCGUCUUCCAGAGAACAAAGGAACACUGCCUUAUGGGGAUCAAAGGAACUGUUAAGCGUAGCACAGACGGGGACUUCAUUCAUGCUAAUGUUGACAUUGACUUGAUUAUCACAGAAGAACCUGAAAUUGGCAAUAUAGAAAAACCUGUAGAAAUUUUUCAUAUAAUUGAACAUUUUUGUCUUGGUAGAAGACGCCUUCAUCUGUUUGGAAGAGAUAGUACAAUUCGACCAGGGUGGCUUACAGUUGGACCAACUCUUACAAAUAGUAACUACAAUGCAGAAACGUAUGCAUCCUACUUCAGUGCCCCGAAUUCCUAUUUGACUGGAUGUACAGAGGAAAUUGAGAGACUUCGACCAAAAUCACCUCCUCCCAAAUCUAAAUCUGAUCGGGGAGGUGGAGCUCCCAGAGGAGGCGGAAGAGGUGGCACUUCUGCUGGCCGUGGGCGAGAGAGAAAUCGAUCUAACUUCCGAGGAGAAAGAGGUGGCUUCAGGGGGGGCCGUGGAGGAGCACACAGAGGUGGCUUUCCACCUCGAUAGUUUUUAGGACACUGAUCCUAUUAAUGCCCCUUCACCUUCUUUCCGAUAGUUUGAAUUUCACCCAGGAGAUGUUUAGAACUCUGUUCCGGCUUGCACUUUGCUUAAGUUUCUCUAAGCUACAGGAAUAUUUUAAUCAACCUCCCUUGCAGUUAUCACUGUCGCAUUUUAUUCAGGGUAAAUGAGUCAUCCUGGCUUUUGUCCUGUGCAUGUAACCAGAGUGGAACAACACAAAUACCUUCGCUUUCAGAAAUGGAAUUUAGUCUAAUUACAAAGGCUUUUGCUUUUUAGGAAUAAAGUGAGCAGUGAA
Messenger RNA from Budorcas taxicolor (takin), 1794 nucleotides. RefSeq names its product methyltransferase 14, N6-adenosine-methyltransferase subunit (gene METTL14). The transcript is spliced from 11 exons. Gene Ontology annotation, cellular component: nucleus; RNA N6-methyladenosine methyltransferase complex. NCBI's taxonomy places the organism in Eukaryota, Metazoa, Chordata, Mammalia, Artiodactyla, Bovidae. The record is from RefSeq and is a predicted model, not a curated record. The coding region runs from base 117 to 1487 and encodes 456 amino acids. Gene Ontology annotation, molecular function: mRNA binding.